Molecule: messenger RNA, 1086 nt
Organism: Blepharisma stoltei
Lineage: Eukaryota; Ciliophora; Heterotrichea; Heterotrichida; Blepharismidae
Source: the annotation of a GenBank genome assembly
AUGUAUAAUGGUGUCGGUCUAACCACUCCAAGAGGCUCUGGGACAAGUGGAUACGUCCAAAAAAACCUCGCUUAUAUCCAAAAGCCCACCACUCGUGCUGAUUUCCAAAAAGAGCUUGCAGCUAUCAAGGCAAAUCCCCUUAAGCCGCCUAAAAAGCCAAAUCCAGAAUUAAUUGAGCACGAACAGAAAAGGCAAAUUGAAAUCCAUCUGAUUAAUUUCAAGAAAGCUCUUGAAGGGCAAGGACUUUCUCCUGAAGAGAUUAAGGAAAGAGUUGACAAUGCCAGAACUCAUCUUUACGCAAAGCUGCAUGAAGCACCUUUACUAAACCAAAAAUCAAGUCACCAAAAAGUGAUACAAAAAAAUGAAGAAAUAGCGAAAUUUCGAGACAGCUUUGGAAUCAAGAAUGAUUAUGUCCCUGGCUCUUCUUUUGAUUUUGAAGCAUUAGAAGAAAAAAGACAGAAAGAAAAAGAAGACAGGGCUAUGAAAAAAAAAAUGGAAAAAUUAAAAGUGCUAGAAGAAGCACAAAAGAAAGAAAAAGAAGCCAGUUUAAAGAAUGAAAAGGCAAAAAUCCCUAUUGAAAAGGAGAAACCUAAAGAAGAAUUCAAAAAACCCUCAAAACCUAUUGAAAAUGCAGAUAGAGAGCCGAUGGAAGAUGGAGAAAUCAAGAGUGAAAGCUACCAAAAAGAAAUAAAAGAGAAUCCCAAAGAAAAUCUUAAAAGCGAAGAAAAGACUUUGGAAAAGAAAAAUGCUCCAAAAGAAAGAGGUCCCCAAAGAAAAGAUUUAAGGGAGAAAAGGCGGUAUUCAAGAGAUCGUCAAUCUCGAAAUUAUCGGAGAAGUCCAGAUCAUUAUAGAAGGAGAAGCCCGUACAGAGAUAACAGGAGGCCUAAUUACAGAAAUCGAAAUAAAUACUCAGACGAUUCACAAAGUCCAGAUUACAGAAAAAGUCCAAAGGAGUCAAGAGACAAAGCAAGGAGAUACAGAAAAUACAGUUCCAGCAGUAGCAGGAGUUUUAGAAGUCGAAGCUGCAGCCACUCAAGUUGCAGCGGGUGCUCUUCAUCAUCCUCAUGUUCAAGCUGCUCUAGAUAA